Leptosia nina is the source of this 375-nucleotide messenger RNA. The record is from the annotation of a GenBank genome assembly. Lineage: Eukaryota; Metazoa; Arthropoda; Insecta; Lepidoptera; Pieridae.
AUGAAGACCAUCAUUGCUCUAUUAGCUCUAGUAGCAGCUGCGGUGGCAUUCCCCGCUGACACCUACAACCCAGAAUAUGAUAACUUCAAUGCGCAAGAGUUGGUGGAUAAUAUUCGGCUCCUGAGAAACUAUGGCAAAUGCUUCUUAGGCCAGGGUCCCUGUACUGCUGAGGGAAACGAUUUUAAAAAGGUCAUACCUGAAGCUUUACGAACCACCUGCGCAAAAUGCACACCAAAACAGCGCGAACUGAUCCGCACUGUGGUCAAAGGAUUCCAAACGAAGUUGCCUGAAAUCUGGGAGGAGCUCAUCAAGAAGGAGGAUCCCAAGAACGAAUAUACCGAGGCCUUCAACAAAUUCCUCGCUGCCUCCAACUAA